AUGUUGUUGUCUUGGAGUUUCGCAUCUCUACUCGGGUCGACGCUGUUCGGCUUGGGUCAGGCCACGUCGCAGAGUCCAUUGCACGUCGACCUACCUAAUGAUACGGCGAGCACCCACGAUGGUUUCCAAGUGUUCACGAGCAAACAUUCCCCGCAACACUCAAUCCGCAUCAAGAAACAAAAUAGUUCGAUCAGUGAUGCCCACUCCGCCCAAUAUACUGGAUGGCUAGACUUCGGGCCCAAACACCUCUUCUUCUGGUACUUUGAGAGCCAGAGUGACCCGGAGAAUGAUCCGUUGACGCUGUGGAUGACUGGUGGGCCGGGAUAUUCUAGUAUGAUCGGGAUGUUGCAAGAGGUUGGGCCGUGUUUGGUAAAUGAGUAUGGAAACGGCACAAACUACAACCCGUGGGGCUGGAGCAAGAAAUCCUCGCUGCUCUUUGUGGACCAGCCCGUUGGUGUAGGCUUUUCUUACAUCGACGAGGGCCAUAAGACUCCCGACGAUUCGCAUAUAGCAGCUGUGGACAUGCAGAGGUUCCUACAGCUGUUUGUAUCCGAAGUCUUCCCUAACAAACUGCAUGUGCCAUUCCACAUUUCUGGAGAGUCAUACGGCGGCCAUUAUAUACCACAUCUUGGAGCGCAAAUCGUGCAGCAGAAUAAGCUCUAUCCCGACGAGCCACAAAUACGCCUCAAGUCCUGCCUAAUAGGUAAUGGAUUCAAAGUCACGAUCCCUUGCGAAGUCGACGACAUAUGUUAUAUUCAAGCUGACCGUCUUCAAAAUUAUCUAAACACAAAACUCAUUUGGGAUGCUCUUGCUCCCCCAGAAGCAAUUAAAAAAUACAAGUACGCGUCCAAAUUCGUCGAGGAUACCUUUGGCCUGACCUCGGACGGUAUGACGCCUUCAACUGGCCAGGUGGAAUAUCUGCUUGCAAACGAAGUACACGUUAUGAACUACCAAGGUAAUCUUGACCUUGCGUGUAAUACAGCUGGAAACCUAAAGUGGGCGCACAGCCUUCCAUGGAAAGGCCAAACCGAAUUCACAUCCAAGCCUCUAGUGCCGUGGAAGUCGGUACUUGCAGCGACCGGAACGAACGAAACUGUUGGAAAUACGAAAGAAGUCAACAUACGUGUGACUGAUAGCACGGAUGUGAAAACCAGGUAUGCGUUUGUAACUGUGGACAACGCCGGGCAUAUGGUCCCUCAGGAUCGACCCGAUGUAGCAUUUGACCUGAUGAACCACUGGAUUUCAGGCGAACCGUUUGUCUAA
This is a messenger RNA of Arthroderma uncinatum, 1263 nucleotides long. Its product is annotated as carboxypeptidase Y. Gene Ontology annotation, molecular function: serine-type carboxypeptidase activity. Gene Ontology annotation, cellular component: fungal-type vacuole. Gene Ontology annotation, biological process: proteolysis. The record is from RefSeq and is a predicted model, not a curated record. The transcript has 4 exons. Bases 1 to 1263 code for a protein of 420 amino acids. NCBI's taxonomy places the organism in Eukaryota, Fungi, Ascomycota, Eurotiomycetes, Onygenales, Arthrodermataceae.